AUGAACCCGAACGAGGCAACAGGCCCCCUCGUCAUUGGAGGCGUGUGCAUAUCGGUCCCCCCGGAGAAGACGAAGGCGGGAACUUUCGACAAAUUUCUGUUCUGUCGGAGCGCUCCCGCAGUCCGCUCCAUCGUGCACAGCCUCACUGCGUUGCUGGCCAAAGCGCACGGUAGCCUCCUCUCGUGGUGCACGAGAACCGCGCAGUUCGCCACUUUUUCCAAGGAACCCGGAAAACCCGACACGCAACACAAAUCAGUCAGAGCCUGGUUUUCUCCACUCUUCCAAGCCGACCAUAUUCCCGCGCGGACAGACGCUUCUCCCUCUUCUUCUCCAUCUUCUUCCCCUUCUUCUUCUCCGUCUUCUCCCCCUUCUUCGUCUCCUUCUUCCUCUUCUUCUCCGUCUUCUCCGUCGUCAUCCCUUUGUCCGCCGGCCGUGCAGAACUCGUUCGGCGUCGUGGCACAUUCCGACGGAGACGUUCUUCUGCAUGCAGUGUGCGACUCUCUGUUUGGAGCUUUCUCUUUGGGCGACAUUGGCGAGCAUUUUUCGGACUCGAAUCCGGACUUCCGCGGCGUUUCGUCGUCCCUUCUGGUGGCGAGAGCGUUGGAGACAGUGCGCGCGAAGCAUCCAGGGUGGACUGUGGGGAACGUGGACGCGACUGUGGUCUUUGAGGGACUGAAAUUCGGGCGCAUCCGAAAGCAAAAAAUGCGAGAAAAUGUCGCGGCACUGCUACAAGUGCCGACCGCCGCCGUGAGCAUCAAAGCCAAAACAAGUGAGAGAGUCGGGCCAAUUGGAAGGAAGGAAGCAGUCGCCUGCCACGUCGUGCUCACGCUCUUCACAGAGGCCGACGGAACGGAGCGGAAAGGAGAGGCAUGCAGCUGCGAAAAAGGCGAUUUCGACAGCUUGUCCUAG
This is a messenger RNA of Neospora caninum, 909 nucleotides long. RefSeq lists its product as hypothetical. Bases 1 to 909 code for a protein of 302 amino acids. NCBI's taxonomy places the organism in Eukaryota, Apicomplexa, Conoidasida, Eucoccidiorida, Sarcocystidae. The record is from RefSeq and is a predicted model, not a curated record. The transcript has 2 exons. Gene Ontology annotation, biological process: terpenoid biosynthetic process. Gene Ontology annotation, molecular function: 2-C-methyl-D-erythritol 2,4-cyclodiphosphate synthase activity.